AGUGGACGCCAAGAAAAGAAGCUCCCUCCGCUGCUUCUCUCUCUCUCUCUCUCUCUCUCUCUCUCUCUCAUCAAAUUAAAAAGGUCAACAUUGUUUCAAUCUUCAGCAAAUCCAAGCACAGAGAAAUCGACCAAUGGAGGGUGGAAAUGGACAGGGGUUGAGGACGACGAAGAGGGCGGAGAUAGAUACAACUGCACCGUUCCGGUCGGUCAAGGAGGCUGUUAUGUUGUUUGGUGAGAGAGUUCUGGCUGGAGAGGUCUAUUCCAACAAGCUCAAAGAGAUGCAGAACAAUGAUGCAAGUGGAAAUGGUCUUGUAACUGUUACAACAGAGCUGGAGGAAACAAAAGAAAAUCUCCAAAAAGCAAGAGAAGAAAGCCUAGUAAUGGCUACCUGCCUCUCCACCUUACAACAGGAACUCGAGAGGACGAAGCUCGAGCUUCGACAGCUCAAGGAGAGAGAAUCCGAAAAGCAGGUGAUCGUCGAGUCUGCAGAGAUCAAACACGUCGAGUUCACGAAGGACUCGACGAGCUUUGAUCAUCUCAAACCGCGGACGAGAAACGAAGGGCCGGUCGAGUUCCAGAAGAAGAGGUACGUGACGUUCGCGAACCCUCCCUCGUCGGCUCGGGUCAUGGUGCCACAAGGCGGCGACACGAUUCUGGAAAGACACCCUUCUCUCAAGAAGAAGAAAAAGAAGCCGCUUAUUCCGCUAAUCGGAGGCAUUUUUUCGAAGAAGAAAUGAAAGGUUAAUUUCAAGGACGAUGCAAAAUUUUCAACUUAAUUAAUCCAAUAAUCGUAAUUUUUUUUUGUGUAUCUUAUUUAUUUUGUACGUUCAAUUUGACCCUGCACGUACCAAUAAAGUCUUAAAAUGAGAGGAGAAUUCGACAUUAAUAAGGUAUUUAUGUAUGUACCCUAUGUAAUUAAGAGUUUUGGUAAUAAGGUAUGAAGAUCAAGCAAUAUCAGUGUACUGUUCUUUCUCUUGCAAAUAAUGGGACACAAUUUCUUUUGCUUCGAGAUUU
Messenger RNA from Rhododendron vialii, 1016 nucleotides. Its product is annotated as WEB family protein At1g75720. Bases 134 to 739 code for a protein of 201 amino acids. The record is from RefSeq and is a predicted model, not a curated record. The transcript has 2 exons. Lineage: Eukaryota; Viridiplantae; Streptophyta; Magnoliopsida; Ericales; Ericaceae.